Triticum aestivum (bread wheat) is the source of this 2754-nucleotide messenger RNA. RefSeq names its product disease resistance protein RGA5-like. Gene Ontology annotation, molecular function: ADP binding. Gene Ontology annotation, biological process: defense response to other organism. The record is from RefSeq and is a predicted model, not a curated record. The transcript has 5 exons. The coding region runs from base 1 to 2754 and encodes 917 amino acids. NCBI's taxonomy places the organism in Eukaryota, Viridiplantae, Streptophyta, Magnoliopsida, Poales, Poaceae.
AUGGAUCUGGUGACGGGUGCCAUGGGCAGCCUGCUGGUCAAGCUGGGGGAGCUCCUCAGGGAGGAAUACCAUCUGCAGAGGAGCGCCAGGAACAAGGUGGAGUUCCUCUCGACAGAGCUAGAGAGCAUGCGAGCCGCCCUCCUCAACAUCGCGGCUGUGCCCCGUAAGGACCUCAACGUCCAGGUCAAGCUCUGGGCCAGCAAGGUCAGGGAUCUCUCCUAUGACACGGAGGACAUCAUCGACAGCUUCUUCGUGCGUGUCGUCGAGGGCGGUCAUGUGCCCCCAGCCUCAAACCGCUUCCGUUCAUUCAUGAAGAAAAUGUCCAAGUGGUUCGAGAGAGUCAAGACUAGCAGGGAGAUCGCUCAAGCCCUCGAGGAGGUCAAGGUGCAGGUCUUGGAGGUGGCCGACCGGCGCGACAGGUACGCACUCGACAGGCUCGGUGUUGACAACGCGUUUGUGGCUGCUGCAGCCACCGCUGUCAACCCUCUCUUGCCGGCUCUAUAUACAAAGGUGACUGACCUCGUCGGCAUUGGUGGGCCGAGCCAGGAUCUGAUCAAGGAGUUGAAGGACGUGACCAAGGAACUAAAGAUAGUGUCCAUUGUCGGGUUCGGAGGGCUAGGCAAGACCACUCUUGCCAAAGCUGUGUAUAACGGCUUAGAAGCACAAUACGAAUGCACAGCAUUCGUGUCCCUCUCACAGAGACCACAACUGAAGAGGGUCCUCAAAGACAUGCUACAUCAGCUCGACGACAAGGAGUUCGCCACCAUCAAUGAAGCAUCACGAGAUGAAAUACAACUCGUCGAUCAACUGUCCAAAUUCCUUGAGACCAAGAGGUACCUCAUUGUUAUUGAUGACAUAUGGGAUGCAAUGUCAUGGGAGAAUGUCAAACAUGCUUUCCCUAAUAAUGGUUGUGCAAGCAGAAUAAUCACAACAACUCGUGAGUCUGGUGUUGCUACACACAUCAGUCGCAACUGUUAUGAAUUACCUCCUCUUAGCCCAGAGAAAUCCAAAUCAUUAUUCUAUAGGAGACUAUUUGGCAUCGAAGAGAAAUGUCCUGCACAAUUGGCCAAAGUAUCCAUGAAGAUCCUGAAUAAAUGUGGGGGUCUACCAUUAGUUAUCAUCACUAUGGCUAGUCUAUUGUCUACUAAACAAGAAAAUCCAACACAAUGGGAUGGUGUGUGUAACUCUAUUGGUCGUGGAUUAAUCCGCGGCGAUCCUAAUAUAGAAAACAUGAAGGAAAUAUUGGCCCUAAGUUACUAUAACCUACCUUCACAUUUGCAAACAUGCCUGUUGUACCUAAGUAUAUAUCCAGAAGACUAUGAGAUUCCGAAGGGUGAUUUAAUAUGGAAAUGGAUUGCCGAAGGUUUCAUCACACAAGAAAACAACAUGGUUUCAUUAUUUGAGGUUGGGGACGGUUAUCUCAGAGGGCUCAUAAAUAGUGGUAUGGUACUGGCAUGCAUGGACUAUAAAAGACAAGCAACACAUUGUCGUUUGCAUGACAUUGUACUUGAAGUCCUCUGUUCCCUGUCACAAGAAGAAAACUUUGUUACAGUGCCAAAUCAUGCCGAUGGCAUAGAUCGGCGAAGUAAGGUCCGGAGGCUAUCCAUCCAGAAUAGAGAGGAAGGUACUGAAACUACACCACUUGCUUCCCUGCUGCAACCACAAGUGAGGUCCAUUACUACCUUUCCGCCUGCUAUUAACUUAGUACCGGCUCUUUCGAGCUUUGGAAUUUUGCGUGUAUUGGAUCUAAGUGGAUGCUUCAUUGGUGAAGGUAGCCACAUUAACCUUAAUGAUGUGGGGAAUUUAUUUCACCUGAGGUACCUUGGUCUUGCUGGUACACAAAUCUGUGAACUGCCGGCAAAAAUUGGUAGGCUGCAGUUUUUGCAAGUCCUGGAUGUAAGAUACAAUCCCAAACUUACAGAACUACCAUUGAGUGUUUAUGAGUUGAAAAGAUUAAUGUGCCUACAUGUUGAUGGUUACUGCACGAGGCUCCCAGAUGGGUUGGGGAAUCUGACAUCCAUCCAAGUAUUGAAGAAGAUUUGUGCCACUCUAAACAUUGUGAAAGAGUUGCGCAACCUGUCAAAGCUAAGGGAGCUCAAAAUCAAGUUUGAGGAUAAUGCAAGCCUGGAGUUAAGGAAAGCUUUUGUUGAGUCUUUAUCCCACCUUCAAGACCUCCAAAGUUUAGUUAUUCGUGGAUCUUUUCCAUCCAUGGAUCUCUUUGGGGAAGAUUGGGUGCCCCCUCAACGACUCCGCGAAUUUGAGUCGGUCAUGUGCGGUAUUUUCCCUGCGGUGCCGGCAUGGAUAAAGGUCAACCCAGUUAUUGUCUCGGUCCUCUCUGAUCUGACCAUGGGCUUCAAGGAACUACAGGAGGAGGACAUGCUUAUCCUUGGGAUGUUGCCGGCUCUCCAUCGCCUCUGGUUAUUCAGUUCCCAACAAACACAGGCAGUGUUGCCUAUUGGUGCUGACGGUGUUCGGAUGGCAAGAGCCAAUGGCAAUGAUGGUUUCAACUUCGGUCUGAUGAACCUCGCCUCACUUAAGCAGAUCACUGUCGGAAUCGAUCGUGAUGGUGCAACGAUUGAAGAUGUGAAUGAGGCAGCAGCCACAUUGAGGCGUGAAGUCAGCACUCAUGACAAUCAUCCCGGCAUUACUGUUGAUAUCAGGCCACCAAUAAAACCAUGCGAGAACUACCUUGAGCAAUUAACAGAAAGAGGGUUGCACGGUUGGAAAAUUAAUCCAAAAUUUGUCAGCAACUGA